AAAAAAAAACACAAAUGGCACGCUUAGAAAUGCACAACUCCAUAAAUGGUGCUGCAAGAAUCUCUUUCUCUAACGAGUUUGUCGAAAUCAGAUCGGAGAAGAGUAAUGCUAAGAUCAACAACAUUAGCUCGAGAAGCUCUUUCUCCAUGCACUCUGCUGAUUUCGCUUUCUCAGUCACCGACUACGCCAUGAUCCCCGCCGAUGAGAUCUUCCUCAAAGGAAAGAUCUUACCUUUCCAGGAGACCAGUCACGUCCACAGAACACUUAAAGAAGAGCUUCUUGUGGAAGAAGAGGGUUCUGGUGUCGAUCGCAACAUCUUUUCCCUCAGGCCACUAUCGUUCCCUUCUUCAUCUUUUUCUACUAAGGGCACGUGGAGGGAGAUGUUGGGCCUUAAGAGGACUCAUGUUAGAUCUAAGAUCACUGAUGAAGUCAGUGAGGCAAAUGUUUAUUCAAUGAGUCAAGAUCACAAA
Molecule: messenger RNA, 470 nt
Organism: Camelina sativa (false flax)
Lineage: Eukaryota; Viridiplantae; Streptophyta; Magnoliopsida; Brassicales; Brassicaceae
Source: RefSeq, a predicted model, not a curated record